Oncorhynchus gorbuscha (pink salmon) is the source of this 535-nucleotide messenger RNA. Its product is annotated as ciliary-associated calcium-binding coiled-coil protein 1-like. The transcript is spliced from 5 exons. The record is from RefSeq and is a predicted model, not a curated record. The annotation marks the transcript as partial. Lineage: Eukaryota; Metazoa; Chordata; Actinopteri; Salmoniformes; Salmonidae.
AUCAACACGCUGUUGGAUUUGACAGUGGAACAAGUGCAAUUCCAGUUUGAAGAAAUACUUGGUUUGAAGAACUACCAGACGUGUCUGAAGGAGGCUUCCCGGUUGGACUACUUUGUCUCUGGCUUCUGGUGGACCAGGGAGAUGAACUACACCUGUCAACAGAUCUCAUUCAUCAUGGCUCUACUGCAAUUGUUACUGGACAACAUCAGUGAGAAGCAGAUGCCGUUUGUUGAUAACCUGAAUGAGUUGGCCAAGAUGAUAUCAGGAACGCGCCAGUCUCCUUCUCCAGAGGUCGACUCACUGUUUGAUGCUGAGCAGGCCAUGUCCAUCACUGACUACCUGAAGUGCAGUCUCUUUCAGAACUACCAACUCUAUGAGUUUCUCUUCAGCCAACCUAGAGAGGAGCUGCUCCUUGGGAAGAAGAGGACCAUAGAGGUGAUCAGCUCAGCAGACUUUGUAGCCCCGUUGGAAGAAGGCAUGAAUACUGAUGACUACCUCCAUUACAUGACUCCUGUUGAACAGCAGGAAGAGGUAC